AUGCUGCCCCAGAUUCAAUUCGUAUAUAAUGAUUCCACGUCCCACGUAGGAAAACUCUCAACAAUCUUUCGGACAGCAACCAUGCAAGGGUAUACGUACAACGGUCCUGUUGACUGCACUCGCCAACCCGACAGCAGCAAUCUCAAGGGGACGACUGCGAUCGUGACGGGGGGUGCCAACGGCCUUGGUGAGGCGUAUGUUCGCGCCCUGGUGGCAGCUGGAGUAAAUGUCUGCAUCGGAGACCUCAAUACCAAGCGAGGAAAGAAACUUGAGCUGGAACUUCCAGGCACGAAGUUUGUCCAAUGCAACACCGCAAACUGGGAUGACCAAGUCCGCCUCUUCCAAGCGGCCUCCAAACACUCUCCAACCGGGCGCAUUUCUUACGUGGUCGCGAACGCUGGCAUCCACCGUCCCGACGAAGUGUUCACCUACGACGGGGACAAUGCAGAGCCUCGAAAGCCUAACCUCAGCACAAUCGACGUGAAUGUCAACGGAACCCUCUACACGGCCAAACUCGCGAUGCACUACUUUGUCAAACAAAACGGACACACCCCCUCUGAGAACCAAGAAGAUACAUGCCUCGUUCUCAUCGGCUCUGGCGCCGCAUUCCUCGACGUCCCUCGAGCACCACAGUACGACGCGAGCAAAUGGGCGAUGCGCGGAAUUAUGCACUCAGUUCGUCGAACGGCAUAUCAUUACGGAAGUCGGGUCAAUGUGAUUAGUCCGUGGUAUGUGCGGACGAGUAUCCUGUCGGAGGAAACCUUCAACAGCAUUGAAGCCCUUGGUAUCCAAUUCGCAACGGUCGAAGAUGCCGGCGAGUGUCUGAUACGCAUUCUCAGCGAUAAGAGCAUUAACGGAAAGUCGCUAUUCGUGACGGCGAGAAAAUGGGCAGAGAGGGGAUAUAUGGACCUUGACCUGGAGGAUUAUGACGGGAUUGAUCUCUUGCAGGAAAUUCAAGAGGAGCAGAUGCGGUCUGCGCCGCCAGAGGCGGGUCUGUUCGUGUAG
This is a messenger RNA of Aspergillus calidoustus, 1005 nucleotides long. The record is from the annotation of a GenBank genome assembly. NCBI's taxonomy places the organism in Eukaryota, Fungi, Ascomycota, Eurotiomycetes, Eurotiales, Aspergillaceae.